CUUUUCUCUGAUUGGCUGAAUCUCAUGUGAUCUCGAUGAUUGCUAUGCCUUUUCAAUUCUUUAAUAUGCGAGCCAGGUCUGAGAAACGCUGCGGCGCAAUCGUCAGAUGUAGAAACUAGAAAUAGUCUCACGAAAUCUAAUCGCAAAAUUCUAAUCGCAUCUCAAGAACAUGCAUGGUUUGUCGGAAUUUUCUUAACGAUAGAAGAUAGAUUGAGAUAUUCGGUGACAUGGCGAUGUUUAAUUCAUUUCGCUUGGCACGGAACAAAUUUGCAGCGACCGGUUUUAGACGUUUAUGGACUUCUAGGGCUUUGCUGGCCGAUGAAUUUAAAAAUGACAAUAGAAAAGCGGAACCACAACAAUCUACUCAUGAGGAGAAUGAUGAGGAAUAUGAAAAAAAUAUUAAGUUAAAAAUACUUGGCGCUUCUUUAAAAUUCGUUCCUGACAUGGGAUGGAGCAAACAAGCUAUUAGUGCUGGUGCUGAAUCAAUUGGAUAUCCGAGCGUGAUACAUGGAUUGUUUCCAAAAGGUAGUGCGGCCUUAGUAGAGUAUUUUUACUCUAUGUGUAACCGGGAAUUAAAUGAAAUCCUAGAAAAAGAAACGAAUUCCUCAAGUUCACAGAAGACACCAGAACAGCAAGUUCUUGACGCUGUAGAAAUACGGUUGAGAAUGGUGGUUCCCUACAAAAAAACCUGGCCACAAGCAAUAGCUAUUAUGUCCCUUCCACCGAAUGUACCAACUGCUUUAGCAAAUUUAUUAACUUUAGUCGAUGAUAUCUGCUACUAUGCCGGCGAUAGAUCGGUUGAUAUUAACUGGUAUGCCAGGAGAAUGAUACUAGCGACUAUUUAUAAAGCUACAGAAUUAUAUAUGUUGCAAGAUACAAGUGAAGAUCACAAAGAAACAUGGUUGUUCCUGGAGAGACGACUAAAGGAUAUUUUACAAAUACAGACAAUGCUUUCCAAUUCAGUUAAGCCAGAUGAAGCUUUAAAUCGAGUUACAGAAACAGCUUCUGCUGUUUUUAUAACGGUAGAUUAAUUCUGAUUGAUUAUA
Acromyrmex echinatior (Panamanian leafcutter ant) is the source of this 1046-nucleotide messenger RNA. RefSeq names its product ubiquinone biosynthesis protein COQ9, mitochondrial (gene Coq9). Gene Ontology annotation, molecular function: lipid binding. The record is from RefSeq and is a predicted model, not a curated record. Lineage: Eukaryota; Metazoa; Arthropoda; Insecta; Hymenoptera; Formicidae. Gene Ontology annotation, cellular component: mitochondrial inner membrane. Gene Ontology annotation, biological process: ubiquinone biosynthetic process.